Molecule: messenger RNA, 1790 nt
Organism: Carcharodon carcharias (great white shark)
Lineage: Eukaryota; Metazoa; Chordata; Chondrichthyes; Lamniformes; Lamnidae
Product: cytochrome P450 7B1-like
Exons: 6
Coding region: 100-1581 (493 amino acids)
Biological process (GO): bile acid biosynthetic process; cholesterol homeostasis
Molecular function (GO): oxidoreductase activity, acting on paired donors, with incorporation or reduction of molecular oxygen; heme binding; iron ion binding
Source: RefSeq, a predicted model, not a curated record
GAGCAUGCGCGGGUUGGAGAAAGUCUGCGCCACUUUCUGAAGUUGAGGAGGAAGGAUCGGUGAGAGAGAGAAGGGGACAGUUUUUCUCGGAAUUCGGUGAUGGAAAUGUCGUUCCUCGUCGCUCUUGUCCUUGCAGCUACAGCUCUAGUACUUCUCACGGGUCUGCUGCACAGGAAGCGCCGCCCUGGAGAACCACCUCUAGAACAAGGCUGGAUCCCACUUAUUGGCAAAACAAUUGAGUUCCACCGGGAUUCUUUAGGAUUUCUUCUUACCUGUCAGCAAAAAUGGGGAGACACCUUCACAGUCUACAUUGCAGGAAAGUACAUUACCUUUGUUUUAAAUCCAUUCCUUUAUCAGUUUGUGGUUCAGCACAAGCAAUUAGACUUUCAAAAGUUUUCGUUGGCGAUUUCAGCAAAAGCCUUUGGCCACCCUAAGCUAGAUGAUCCCAAAAUACCAGUAUCCAAUGAAGAGAUUCACAAGCUCUACAACUGCCUAAUGGGUGAGGAGCUAAAUAUUUUGAAUGAAAGUACGAUGAAGAAUCUUCAGAGUGUACUGAAACAAGAACAGGUGGGGCCAACAGAGUGGAGAAUAGAGAGUAUGUUUGAUUUCUGUUGCCGUAUCAUAAUUGAAGCCACUUAUGUAUCAUUUUAUGGAAAGGCUCCCAAGAAUGAGCAAAAACAAAUCAUUGAGUUAAAAGAGAAAUUUCUUAAAUUUGACAAAAUGUUUCCCUAUCUGGUUGCGGGGAUCCCCAUUGAACUUCUAAGCAACAUCAAAACGAUGCGCAAAGAACUGAUCAGUUAUUUCAUGUCCAGAAAAUUGGAUCAACGGCUAAGUAUGUCGAAUAUAAUCAAAAAGAGGAAGAGCUUGCUUGAGGGCUAUUCAUACCUUCAGGAUCAUCAAAUAGCAGCACAUCAUUUUGCCUUCCUGUGGGCUGCUCUUGGAAACACAGUUCCAGCUGUAUUCUGGGCCUUGUAUUAUCUAGUGAAGAACCCAGAAGCCCAUGCAGCUGUGCAUGAUGAAAUUGAGCAUGUGUUACAGGCAGCAGGUCAAAGACCGGGCCCUGACUUCAAUAUCAGCCUCAGCAGAGAAGAUUUAGACAGCAUGGUGACCCUAGGAAGCGCAAUAAAAGAAAGCUUUCGAUUAUGCAGUUCCUCUAUGAACAUCCGAGCUGCCCUGGAAGAUUUCACCUUAAAAUUUAAAGACCAAAGAUUCAAAUUGAGAAAAGGAGAUUGGAUAGCCCUUUAUCCUCAAAUUCUGCACAUGGACUCAGAAGUUUAUGAAAAUCCUGAGGUGUACAAGUAUAACCGUUUUGUAGAAAAUGGAAUGGAGAAGACUGCCUUUUACAAGGGAGGAAAGAAGCUUCGGUAUUAUUUGAUGCCUUUUGGUUCUGGAUCAAGUAUGUGUCCUGGGAGACACUUUGCAGUCAAUGAGAUCAAAAUGUUUCUCUCAAUAAUGUUGGCUUCAUUUGACAUGGAAAUUGUCAAAGGUGAAAGGUCAGUAGGGCUUGAUAAUGAUCGUGCAGGCCUUGGCAUCUUAUUGCCAGAUUCUAACGUCCAGUUCCGCUAUAAAUUGCAUCAGUGAAGAAACAUGUUAAACUUUCAUUUUGGAACUGAGAAAAUGACAUAUUGGUGGGUCAGAAAUUGGGUUAAAGUUUGAUUCCUGUGCUGACAGAUCAGGAAUAAGGCUUGCUGACUUUGGCUGAAUCAAAUCUAGGAAAUUCUAUCUAGCAUGGGGUAACAUUAUUUUCUGAUUUUGGUGAGUAGAAAAAUAAAGAAACUUCUCCUUGCAAA